Messenger RNA from Melospiza melodia melodia, 1255 nucleotides. RefSeq names its product N-acetyltransferase 8 (putative) (gene NAT8). Gene Ontology annotation, molecular function: N-acetyltransferase activity. The record is from RefSeq and is a predicted model, not a curated record. NCBI's taxonomy places the organism in Eukaryota, Metazoa, Chordata, Aves, Passeriformes, Passerellidae.
GCCCCUUUGUCCUGUCCCGGGCACAGCUCGGUGCCCACGCUCUGCCCACCUUUGCCCAGGGCGGGUCGUGCCGCGGCUCCCGGUGCCCCCAUGGCGUCGUUCCGCAUCCGGCAGUACCAGGAUCAGGACUUUGAGGCCGUGCGGGCGCUGUUUGCCCGCGGCAUCCUGGAACACGCCCCGGCCGGCUUCCGGCACAUUCUGCGGGCGGGGCGGGUGCGCCUGGCACUGCUGGCCGUGUUCGUGGCGGCGCGGGCGGCCGCGGGCUCCUGGGUGCUGGGGCUGGGCGCGGUGGCGCUGGCGCUGGUGCUGCUCUGGGUGCUGGUGCGCUCGCUCAGCGCCGACUACGUGCGCGAGGCGCUGGGCACCGUGUGCGACGUGCCAGGCACGUACCUGCGCCCGCCCGACUGCCGCUUCUGGGUGGUUGAAGAGGCCGGCACCGUGGCGGCCAUGGUGGCGGCGGUGCCCACGGGCCGCGGCGAGCUGGAGCUCAAGAGGAUGUCGGUGAGCCGGGAGCACCGGGGCCGCGGGCUGGCGCGGGCGCUGUGCCGGGAGGUGCUGGCAUUUGCCCGUGCCCGCGGGUACGGCGCCGUGGUGCUCAGCACCUCCAUGGUGCAGGUGGCGGCACAGCGGCUCUACGAGGGGCAGGGAUUCCGCAAGGUGGGCGCCUCGUACCCCUCACUGCUGGGCACCUUGCUGAACUUCCAGAUCUUUCACUACCGCUGUGACCUGGGCGAUGCCAAUAAGUAGGGCCUGGGUGGCGCUGCCACGGUGGCAUGGCACCCCAAAACUGGCACUGCUCUGGUCCUGGCACGGCACCGUGAGCCCGGGACAUGAGGUGUUGCCACGGCACUGCCGUGGCACCCGAACCCUGGCACUGCCACUGCCCGUGAACCCUGGCACUGCUAUGGCGCCCCAAACCCAGCCCCAGGACACCACCCCAGCACUCCGACCCCAAUCCUGGCACAGCAGCACCAGCACAGCACCUCCAUCCCAGGACACAGAGCACCACCGUGGCACCCAACGUGGCACUGCCUUGGCACCGUGACACCGGGACAUGUGGCACCACCUUGGCACCGUGACACCAGGACGUGUGGCACCACCCUGGCACUCCAGCUCUGGGACUGCACCACAGCACUCCACCCCUGGCACGUGAAGCACCGCCAUGGCACCCCUGAUCCCCACCCCAGCACAGGGGGCACCUCCGUGGCCCUUCCUGGGUUUCCAGCAGCAGGAAAUAAAGAGAGACCUGUGGGAA